Molecule: messenger RNA, 1889 nt
Organism: Drosophila innubila
Lineage: Eukaryota; Metazoa; Arthropoda; Insecta; Diptera; Drosophilidae
Product: dual specificity protein kinase pyk3-like
Exons: 9
Coding region: 87-1802 (571 amino acids)
Biological process (GO): positive regulation of canonical NF-kappaB signal transduction; JNK cascade; protein phosphorylation
Molecular function (GO): ATP binding; MAP kinase kinase kinase activity; magnesium ion binding
Source: RefSeq, a predicted model, not a curated record
AGCUGCGGGUCUAAUCUAAAUACGCCUCAACUCUACAAAAGAUUAAAUUUAAAGUUUUUUAUUAAAUUCAUUUGAAUCUGUCAAUUAUGGAGGUAGAUAUCAAAGUGGAAAUUAAAGAAAUAGUAUUGCUAAAAGAAAUUGGAUUCGGCUCCUUUGCCGAUGUCUACAGUGCAAUCUAUCCCACUAAAUUUGGAGACAAGAGAAUUGCGGUCAAAAAGCUGAGACACUCACCAGAAUCUAUCAAAAAGCUUGAACGAGAGCUAAUAAGUUUAUCGCGUCUGGAACAUCCAAAUAUUGUAACAUUAUACGGUAUCUCGAUAAAUUAUGAGAAUAAAUACUGCAUACUGUUAGAGUAUGCAGAGUGCGGAUCUCUCUACCAUUUCUUGCACAGUGGGAAACACGAAGAAACUACUGUUUCAGAUAUUCAUAAACUUUUUUGGAUGCUUCAAUGUGCCAAGGGUAUUGCGUACUUGCAUGAAAAACAUAUAGUCCAUCGGGAUCUCAAAGCAGCCAAUAUAUUGCUUUAUAACAAUUUUCAUACACUGAAAUUAUGGGAUUUUGGCAUUGUGAAAGAAAUUGCAUCGAAUAAUAAAGCAGACGCAGUAACCGCAAAUUAUAUGGCACCAGAGGUUGCAAUCAGAGGUAAUUACGACACAAAGUGCGAUGUUUAUAGUUACGGAAUUCUUUUCUGGGAGGUAAUGUCAGGAAAAAAGCCUUUUUACAACUUCGGAGACAUUGCCCCCUUAGUUAUACUACAUAAAGUCAUGCAGGGUAAUCGUCCAAUAAUGAGUGACGUCCAAGGUUCAGAAAAUUUGGAUUGGAUAAAAGAAUUGAUAAAUCACUGUUGGCAUGCGGAAUCAAAGAAACGACCGACAAUUCAACAAGUAUUAAAAAUUCUUGAAUCUUUUGAAUUUGAAAAGAGUCUCCCCAAUAUGGAAAUAUCGGAAACGUAUGACAGCGUGGAUGGAGAACACCUGACAUUUAAUAGAGUUCAUUGGCAAGAUAUUUUAUUAGAUAAGCAGACUAUUGGAAUUGGCAAAUUUGGGGACGUCUACAAAGCCAAAUGGAAAACUACAGAUGGCGAAAAGACAAUAGCGGUCAAGAGAUAUGGAAUUCCUGGUAAUGGAUAUAUACAACUUGAGAGAGAGUUCAAGUACCUAUCGCGUCUUAACCAUGAUAAUAUUAUAACAUUAUAUGGCAUGAGUGUAGAUAAUGAUAAAAGAGUUUUCCUACUAAGGGAGUAUGCGGAUUGUGGAUCACUUGAAGAUGUCCUGCAUGGAAAUGAAGGAAAUACGAAAUACUCAUACUUUGAAGCCUUGAAAUGGAUGCAUCAAUGUGUCAAGGGUAUGGCUUAUAUGCAUGAACAUAAUAUUACCCAUCGUGAUUUGAAACCAACAAAAUUGCUAUUUGUGGACGAUUUUCAAAAACUAAAGAUUUGUAGCUCGAUCAGCGUGCCUGAAGUGAUAACUGGGAUGACUAACGGAUUUGGCAGUGCCCCGUAUAUGGCUCCAGAGGUCAUAACUGUGUCCCAAUACACGGCAAAGGGCAAUGUUUAUAGCUUUGGGAUUAUUCUCUGGGAGGUUAUGUCAAGAAGAAGACCAUUUUCCAGUCUGGAUUCUCCCAUGAAAAUUAUAAGUGAAGCUUGUAAAGGUAAACGUCCUGAUCUGAAUGAUGCUAACAUAUUUAUGCAUUCCAAUCCGAUAAAAGAUUUGAUCAUCAAGUGCUGGGAUUCAGAUCCACAUAAGCGACCUACUAUGAAAGACAUAAUUUCGUCGCUUGUCAAAAUAUUACUAUCAGCAUAAUGCAUGUGGUAAGGUUCAAAGGUUCCAUCAGAAUGUAUUUUUUAAAGGUGUUUAAAACGAAUAGUUCUCGAACCAAUAUAAAGACAA